Osmia lignaria (orchard mason bee) is the source of this 4929-nucleotide messenger RNA. It is a transcript of the gene bsk, whose product is annotated as mitogen-activated protein kinase dJNK. The record is from RefSeq and is a predicted model, not a curated record. Gene Ontology annotation, biological process: protein phosphorylation. NCBI's taxonomy places the organism in Eukaryota, Metazoa, Arthropoda, Insecta, Hymenoptera, Megachilidae. Gene Ontology annotation, molecular function: MAP kinase activity; ATP binding.
GGCGAGAGAGAGGCGCGAACGUGGCCCGUGCCUCUCCACCGAUAGAUAUCCUUUCAGCCAGCUACGCCGAAACUCGCGUCCAAAGUGGCUAAGAGCGUAAGUCCUCGUCGAGUGCACCAAGAGUGCUCGAGCGGCGGGGAGGUACAGGUACAGGUGCAGCAGGAGAGACGUGCACCGAGGCGCAUGCCUUACCUGGGGCCUGAUAUGACAACCCGGCUGUCCGCCAUGUUUUACACGGUCGAAGUCGGGGACACCAGAUUCACCAUUCUCAAGCGGUACCAGAACCUGAAGCCGAUCGGUUCCGGCGCACAGGGAAUCGUCUGCGCGGCGUACGACACGGUGACCGCGCAGAAUGUGGCGAUCAAGAAGCUCUCCAGACCAUUUCAGAACGUGACGCACGCAAAGAGGGCCUACAGGGAGUUUAAGCUGAUGAAACUGGUCAAUCACAAAAAUAUAAUUGGCCUUUUGAACGCGUUCACGCCGCAGCGAUCGUUGGACGAAUUUCAAGACGUCUACUUGGUGAUGGAACUUAUGGACGCGAAUCUUUGCCAGGUGAUCCAGAUGGAUCUGGAUCACGAGCGCAUGUCUUACCUUCUCUAUCAAAUGCUCUGCGGAAUCAAGCACUUACAUUCGGCCGGUAUAAUUCACAGGGAUUUAAAGCCGAGCAAUAUCGUGGUCAAGUCGGACUGCACGUUGAAGAUUCUUGACUUUGGCCUGGCCAGGACCGCCGGUACCACGUUCAUGAUGACGCCGUACGUGGUGACACGGUAUUAUAGAGCGCCAGAGGUGAUUCUGGGGAUGGGAUACAAGGAGAACGUGGACAUUUGGUCGGUCGGAUGUAUCAUGGGCGAGAUGAUUCGGGGCGGUGUACUAUUUCCCGGCACCGAUCACAUCGACCAGUGGAACAAAAUAAUUGAGCAACUCGGAACGCCGGCGCAAGAAUUCAUGCAGCGGCUGCAGCCGACGGUGAGAAAUUACGUGGAGAACAGGCCACGAUAUCCGGGAUAUCCGUUCGACAGGUUAUUUCCGGACGUGUUGUUUCCCUCGGACUCGUCGGAGCACAACAGAUUGAAAGCCAGCCAAGCCAGAGAUCUAUUGUCGCGCAUGCUCGUGAUCGACCCCGAACGACGCAUCUCCGUCGACGACGCUUUGCUGCACAAUUACAUAAACGUGUGGUACGACGAGGGCGAAGUGAACGCUCCUGCACCAGGACCGUACGACCACAGCGUGGACGAGAGGGAGCACACGGUGGACCAGUGGAAGGAGCUGAUCUACCAGGAGGUGAUGGAGUACGAGACGAGUCACAAUCCCGCGACGGUGGCUCAGACGUCCGAGAGCGGCGGCUCCCGGUAGACACGGAGUAAAACAUUGCCAGCAUUCUCCUCGAGGACGAAUCUAGACUGUCCGAUUUAUCGUACACCUGAUACGAUGGGAUGCAAAGAAGGGAAGAAGCGAGAAAUAGAAACCGUUCACGUCCAUGGGAGAGACGUACGUUAAACGAAGCGGCGUUUUCGUUCGAGACGAAGAUGGGAAGACGGGGGGGCGAGGCAGACAAGAGGUUUCUUUUUCCUUUUCCGAAAAGGGAAGAAUUGCGACGAGAGCUUCGCUCCGAAGAUGCCGUCUGAACGCGAGUGUACGAGGCAUAACGAGCGCGCGUUGCGAAAACCUACGCUCCUCUAUCCCCGUAACCAAAGCACACAGACAGUCUUCUUGCUCCUCUUUCCUCCUCCGAGAUAUUCCUCCUCCGUACAGGAAACGCGCAUUCGUUCGCAACGAACGUUCCCCGCUUACACACGAUCGAGCUUAAUAGAAAUUUGCAACGCGUUGUCGAUCGACUUCGCUCAUAGACAAAGAGAGAAAGAGAGAGUGAGAAAGAGAGCGGCCACUUUUCUCGCGUAUUCAUUCGCGACACGGAACUAAAGUCUAUCGCUCCUGCCUGAUGAUACUUUGCGUCCUUUUCGUUUCCUUGCCUGCUAUCCCUCUGUCGUCUUUGCAGCUCCUCCGUUUAUUUUUCGUUUCGUCGUUCGAUGCACGCGAUACCAAGAGACGCGAAAGACGCGAAUACGGUAGAAGAAUUUAUUCUUCGUUGCGCUAUCGAUUCACCGAUGGGCUUCGUUGUUCGAAGACGACCGGUAGCGCAACGAAAGAGAAAAUUUGGUGAACGAUUCGAGUCGUGUUCCGGCAUCGAACGCGUCUAAGUAAGCUGCUUUUGCAAGGAGUGUGACAGAAACGUAUAUCGUAAGAGCGUAAAAUAAGAUGUCGUCGAUCGUAAAAACACAGUUUUGUACGUAAUUCCGAAUGCGUCCGACGUGUACAGGGUGUCUCGUUUAAAAAGAAAAAAAAAAAAGAAAAAAAAGAAAAAAGCUCGAGUGUUCCCUUUUCAGAGUACGAAUUUCAAUUUAUCAGGAUUUACGCGGUUUAAUCGACGAACGAGAUCAUUGUGUAUUUUUAUAUGCGACCACUCCAAACGCGUGCUUUUGUCUCAUCGUUUUCGCGCGCUCGUACGCCACCGAUAUUUUGUAUCGCCAACUUUGUACAAUCGUACCGUUUCUAAAUUAAACGCUUAUCCCCUCGGCAGGCAAGGGGAAGCGUGGCAAAAGUUGCGAACGAGGCGAACGAAACAGCGUCCAGCGAACACGGCUAAGCGGAGGAAUUUACCGAGAGUUAUCGUAGAUAAAAGGUCGUCGAGCAGCAUCGGAUUCGCGAUCGAAUCCAUCAACAUUUCCGAAUGCAUUGACAGUGCAAUGUCGCGGCGAUUAAUCCUCGAGUAUUACGACGACGCGAUUCGCGGUUAUACUUGUCGAAUGUCUUUAGCUAGUUAGUUCCUUAGGUAACUCGUUUUCUUUGUGCAAUCGUGCGAUCGUCGUGCCAUUGCACGACGACGAAUGCCGACGCGAUAUUUAGAUUAUACAUAUAUAAUAUAUAAUAAUAAUAAUAAUAAUAACAACACAACAACACUAAUAAUAAUAAUAAUAAUAAUAAUAAUAUAAUAUAAAUAUACAAAUAUAUAUAUAUAUAUAUAUUAUAUUGUAUACACGAGAAACGCUAUACCGUAUUUCUUGGAUUUCGCUGUCGACUAAUAAAACGGCAAUAAUUGGCGAAGCUAAUGUUUCGACGACGAUCGUUCAUAGCCGUGCGAUCGUGCACGCGAUACACGAACAACAAUACGAUUCGUUUCGGCGUUCCUUCGUUUGCUUGCUCGUCGUUUGAAGAAUCGGUUUCGCCGCGACGCAAUGCGGCGCGGUGUUUCUCGACCGACGACUAGGACGACGACGACUAGGACGACGACGACGACGACGACGACGACGACGCUCCGGCCAGCAGCGACCCUCACAGUUUAACGUUAACGCAUACUUUAGCAGAGGAACCACGAGCGUUGCCUGUUUCUCAAGGAACGUACAUUCUAAGGUUAAGCUCGAACAAGUGGAAUGCGCGUUAUUCCAAAACGACGUGUUUCUGGCAAUAUCUGUACAGUAGUCGAACCGUGUUGCGAGAUUGAUUGGGGUUUUUUGCUUUUUGACGACGAUGACGACUUAGACGAAAGAUUACGACUACGACUACGACUACACAGGUGAUUAUUAUUAUUAUUAUUGUGUUUUAUUUGUUUAUUAUUUUAUUAUAAUAAUUAUUAUUAUUAUUCUGUUCAUUAUUAUUAUUAUUAAUAUUAUUGAACAUUAUAGAACAUACCGUAUUUAUUACGAUUCGUAACGAAUCGAGUUGUCGACGAUCGAGAAGACGAUGAACAAUUGUAAUGUAAACGUUGAAUUUUUAUUUUCCAACGACGAUAGUUAUGUGAAUAUAUUGCUACAGUCCGAUCCAAAUAAUCAAGCUUUUGUAACACUAAUUAUAAUAAAGUAACGGUGAUACUGCUAAUCGCGUAAUUGUAUGGCACACGGUAAUUCGGAUACGAGGUGCGUGUGUGCGUUGAUGAAUGCAUGCAUGCAUGCGUGCGUGGGUGGGCUUCCGUGUGCUUUCCAACUGAAGAGUCUUUAGAAACUCGCGCGAGAUCAUUCGUCGACCGUCUUGUUCUUUUCUUUUCUUCCUUUUAUGUCCGGUCGCGACGACGCAAAGUCGUUCGAGCUCUCCUCGGCUUAAGCUUUUCUCGCCGUUUCUCCACGCUUUUCCGCCAAGUUGGUCGCGUUAUUGUAUCGAAACGAGUAUUGGUAAUUUCGUCCAAUCGGCAGCGAUCUCCUUCUUCUCGUUAAUUCGCUUCCUGUAGAGAUAUUUGGAUUGGGAACGGGAUUGCCAGGUUUCAGGAGAGAGAGCUUUCAGACACGGUCGCGCAUCGGCCUCGAGGCUUUUCUCGCUAAAGUAGAACGAAAGUUAACUCGCGUAUCCUUCAUUUCAUCCUACCCGAAUCUAACCGAUAUACAUAGUAGUACCAAUAACGAUAGUUAACGAUUACGAUAAUAAUAACGAUACGAUAUCAAUAGCGGUAGACUUAACGAUGAUAACGCGAUAGGCGAUUAUAAUAAUUUGCGCGAUCGUACACACGCAUAGAAAAAGGAGCCUGUUUCCAUAGAUCGCAGACGAGAACGAAUCGCAAGCUCUUAACGCGCGAUAUCGACAGUGAGACGACAGUAAACGAACAAUGUUGAAUUACAGUAACAGCCGACAACGGGAAAUUGUAAUAACUAACGAUAAUAAUAGUAAUAAUAAUAAUAAUAACAACAACAAUAAUAAUAAUAAUCUAAUGGUAACGAUAAUGAUAAUAAUAAAUAAAUAAUAAUAAUGUUAACGCUAAUAGUAAUAUUAUAACAUUGAUAUUGUGGAGAGCGGCGACGCUAACGAUACUACUUGAUAUUGUCGGUCACGGUUAAAUUAUUUAAUAAGGUAAUAUCGAUAUCGCGUGUGUCCAUUGCCUGUCGUGAGAGGAAAACGAAGCAUAAGUGGAAGAAAGAAAAAAAAAAAAAAAAAAAUCUAAAAAAC